Daldinia decipiens is the source of this 1461-nucleotide messenger RNA. Its product is annotated as MFS general substrate transporter. The record is from RefSeq and is a predicted model, not a curated record. Bases 1 to 1461 code for a protein of 486 amino acids. Gene Ontology annotation, biological process: transmembrane transport. The transcript is spliced from 7 exons. Gene Ontology annotation, molecular function: transmembrane transporter activity. NCBI's taxonomy places the organism in Eukaryota, Fungi, Ascomycota, Sordariomycetes, Xylariales, Hypoxylaceae.
AUGGUUCGUAGACUUGUUAGCGGGCCUCAAAGCCGCGGAACGCAUCUAGUGCGUAGCCAUGCGCACGAAGAUAUCCCUGGGACUGUCAAUGUCCAGACCAUGGAAGGAGAUGAUUCUUACAACGGCCAGGCGCUUUUUCCUGUGCCCGCCGAAGAUCCCAACGACCCUUUACAGAAGAUAAUUAUCCUGGUAGUUAUUUGCUUUUACUCUUUCCUCGGUAAUGCAGCGCUAUUGGGCCCUGGCCCCUAUUUGACAUUAUGGUCGGAACUAUUCGACAUCACUCCUGCGGAAGCGUCCACGCUUAUAUCAUAUCCCAAUCUCGCAUAUGGUUUUAGUUCCUUCAUCCUCGUGCCAUUAUACCUGAAGUUCGGAAGGCGACCUGUGAUGCUUGGGUCAUUGUUAGCUUUCAUUGCCGGCCUUGCGGGAUGUUCUCAGGCCAAUGACUUUGGUGGACUCAUGCUUGUCCUAUCGCCUUAUAUGAUACUCGACGGCGAAUCAGCACCACUGAUAACAGAUCGAACUUCUAAUAGGGCGGGUCGAAUUAUACACUGUUUUGGUGCUGGUAUAUGCGAAGCUUUGCCCGUCCAGCUCGUGUCAGAUAUCUUCUUCCUUCAUGAGCGAGGGAAACAUAUCGGCUACUAUACAUUCGGCUUGUGCUUCGCCUCUAUGGCAACGAUACCAGCUGCAUAUAUGCUACCAACCAAGUACUCUUGGAGGCUUUUCUUUUAUGUCACUGUCGCCUUCGCCGGUGCACUAUUUAUCCUUGCAUUCAUUUUCGUUGAGGAAACAUCCUACGAUCGGAAGGCGCAUAUGGUCCACGAUACCUCUACAGAGCGUUCGGAUGACACUGCGUCUAAUGCCUUCGAAAAGCCUAACGACUCAGUCGUCGAGCAGGCGGCGAGUAUGCCGAAACGAAAAACGUUCCUAUCAACACUUAGCCCAUGGGGCCGCGUCGAUCCAGACGUCCGUCUUCAUACGUUUAUGUGGCGACCUUUCACCUAUUUCCUAGUCCCCCAAGUCUUAUGGGUUAUCACCUCUUUCGGAACUAUAAUAGGGUUAGGUGCAUUGGCUUUCAACUACGUCUUCCCAAUUAAGAUAACCGCACCUCCAUACAACUGGUCAGAGGCUAGCUCCGGCGUGCAGUCGCUUGGAUCUCUCAUCGGGUUUAUUCUUGCGCUCCCCUUUACUUCCUCAUCGGAUCUACUAGCGGGUUACUUGACUAGACGCAAUAAUGGCAUUCGCGAAGCCGAGAUGAGAUUAGGAGUUAUGCUACCCGCUAUGAUAAUAGGCCCAGCGGGCUUAGUUGUUUAUGGGCUCACCGCAGAACUCAACUUACACUGGAUAGGCUUUUUAUCGGAUCUGGUCUGGCAUCUUUCGGCGGUUAUUUCUAUUACUGCUUUACAUUGGCAUAUGCUGUUGAUUCUUACAAUAGCGAUACGUCCGAAAUGCUCAUUGCGAUAA